Messenger RNA from Phlebotomus papatasi, 1175 nucleotides. RefSeq names its product mitochondrial uncoupling protein Bmcp (gene Bmcp). The coding region runs from base 131 to 1048 and encodes 305 amino acids. NCBI's taxonomy places the organism in Eukaryota, Metazoa, Arthropoda, Insecta, Diptera, Psychodidae. The transcript has 3 exons. The record is from RefSeq and is a predicted model, not a curated record. Gene Ontology annotation, biological process: transmembrane transport.
GACUUUGGCGUGACAUUUUUGCGUGUUUGUCCGGUGUUGUUUUUUUUCUUGGCGGGUUUUUUCAUGGAAAAUCCACCUUGAAGGACCUUCAUCUGCCCUUAGAGACAAUUAAGAGGCUCUCACUUGUGAUAUGGACAGCAGAGAGUGGCUAAAUCCAUUUGUCUUUGGUGGAAUUGCAUCAAUAACAGCUGAAUUUGGAACUUUCCCCAUCGACACUGCAAAGACACGCCUUCAGAUCCAGGGGCAGAAGCUCGAUGGUCAGUUUACGCGGCUCAAAUACCGCGGGAUGACGGAUGCUUUUGUCAAAAUAACCCGCGAGGAAGGAAUGCGUGCACUGUACUCAGGGAUCUGGCCAGCUGUCCUCAGACAAGCCACAUAUGGGACAAUUAAAUUUGGCACUUACUAUUCCUUGAAGAAGCACCUGAGUCGGCAUGGAAUACUGCAAGAUAGCACUGGGAAGGAGAGAGUUUGGGCAAAUGUAGCCUGUGCUGUGUCCGCAGGAGCAAUCUCUAGUGCCAUUGCCAAUCCUACAGAUGUCCUGAAGGUGAGAAUGCAAGUAGAUGGUAGAGGAUCUGGUAAGCAGAGCCUUUUCGCGUGCUUCCGAGAAAUCUACGUGCGAGAGGGCAUUCGUGGUCUCUGGCGAGGUGUUUGUCCAACAGCUCAGCGAGCCAUUGUCAUUGCUGCAGUCGAACUGCCCGUAUACGAUGGCUGCAAGAGUACCUUGAUUCCCUACCUUGGAGACACAUCCGCCAAUCAUCUCCUAUCCAGUUUCAUCGCAAGUCUGGGCAGUGCUGUAGCCUCGACACCGCUAGACGUCAUCCGGACGCGUCUGAUGAACCAGAAACGGAUCACAGUAGCCCUCGAGGGACUCCCAGCCAAAAUCUACACCAGCAGCCUCGACUGUGCUCUUCAGACCGUCCGCACCGAAGGGCCGCUGGCACUGUACAAAGGCUUCGUGCCCACACUGGUGCGCAUGGGGCCCUGGAACAUCAUCUUCUUUGUCACGUACGAACGACUGAAGAUAGGUAUUUUUUUAUUUAUUUCCUAAAGCUCAUAAAAGAAAUGUAAAAAAAAACCAAGGCAAAGUGUAAAAAGAGAAAAAAAUUAGAUAGAAAGAAGCAAAGGAAGAGUAAGAUUGAAAAAAAAAAAACAAUUGGAAGAUCUCAUAAUUUAGA